This is a messenger RNA of Lasiosphaeria miniovina, 807 nucleotides long. RefSeq names its product methyltransferase-like protein. The transcript has a single exon. Lineage: Eukaryota; Fungi; Ascomycota; Sordariomycetes; Sordariales; Lasiosphaeriaceae. The record is from RefSeq and is a predicted model, not a curated record. Bases 1 to 807 code for a protein of 268 amino acids.
AUGUCGGAAGCAACUUCGGAGCAGGCGAAAGCAACUUCGGAGCAGGCGAGACACGACUACGACAAGGCUGCCUCGGGCUAUGCCGGCUACAGCGAGCUCCCCUCGGGCCAACUCGAGGCCGAGCUCGUCCGCAUCGCCCUCGGCGACUGCACGGGUUGCACCGUUCUCGACCUUGGCGGCGGCAUGGGCCGUCACGCGCGCACGGCUCUCCAGCUGGGCGCAACGGCCGUCGACCUCGUCGACAUCUCGGCCGGCAUGAUGCACGCAGGACAACAACAGUACGGUGUCGAAUUCGAUGCCACUGCUAGACUUCGAUUCUGGCAAGCCGACGUCGCCCAGCCGCUCGACCACUUGCCCCUGCGGAAGGAAGGCUACGACAUUGUCAUGGCCAACUGGGUAUUUUCGUUUGCCGGCUCGACCCAGGCGCUGCACGCCAUGCUCGCCAACGUUCGACGCCAUCUCAAGCCUGGCGGCCGGUUUGUCGGCGUGCGUGAUGCCGACCCGUGGAGCCCCGUUCUGCAAACGGGUAAAUAUGGCGGUCUCUGCCGCGACAUCUCCCCGAUCCCUGGCGGCGUUAGGUACGUCUGCGUGCUGCAGUCCACCCCGCCCGUCGAGUUUGUCGGCACCUGUCUCGAGGUCGUCUACUCGGGAUCUACGGCUGUCUAUGAGCAGUUUGGAUUGUCUGAGGUAGCUACUGUGCCAUACACCAGCGCCCCUGUUGUUCAGAGGGAUCCUGCUUUCUGGAGCGAGUUUCUGCAGAGGCCCUGCCUGGCCGUUGUUACGGCUCGCGGGAGCAUUAGGCUCUAG